Molecule: messenger RNA, 2456 nt
Organism: Tetrahymena thermophila SB210
Lineage: Eukaryota; Ciliophora; Oligohymenophorea; Hymenostomatida; Tetrahymenidae
Product: cytochrome P450 family monooxygenase
Exons: 2
Molecular function (GO): monooxygenase activity; iron ion binding; oxidoreductase activity, acting on paired donors, with incorporation or reduction of molecular oxygen
Source: RefSeq, a predicted model, not a curated record
CAAGCUAAUUUUGAAAAAAAUUAUGUAAGUCUUUUAGUUUAAUAUCAGAAUUUAAUAGAAAUUUGAAAAAAAAAAUGUAAAUCAAUCUACGAAGAAGUUUUUAAUUUGACUAUAAAUAAUGAUAAAUUGAAUAAGCAAAAAUAUAAAUGAAUUUAAAAAAAGAAAAUUAAAAAUUAGAAUAUAUCUUUCAUGCUAUUGAAUUCUAUUAUAAUAUCAUUUGUAAUAAUUUUGAUUAUUUACAAAUUCUUAUUAUACCCAAAACUCAGAUUGAUAUAAAUAAAAAGAAAAUAUGGUGAUAAAAUUAAAGUAAUUCAUCAUUAUGGACCUGGCCUUCUAGUGGAGUAUAAGAAGAGUUACACCUAAAACAAAGAUAGUUUAAGCUUUUUACGCUAGAUGGCUUAUUAGAAUGGAAAAAGUAUUUAAGCUUAUGCCUUUAAUAUUGGUACAAAUGUGGGGUAUAGUUUUGUUGACCCUGAGCUAAUUAAGUAAGUUCACUAAAAUCAUGAUGCUUUUUAAAAAAUUGAUGUAAGCUAAGCUAUUGCUUACCUCUUUUCUAACUCCUUGUUAUUUGCAACAGGAAAAAGCUGGUAAAAGUAGCGUUAGUUCUUAGGAAAGUCUUUCCAUUAUGAUGAAAUUAAAAAUUAUUUUCCAUCGAUUAAAGAUAUUUGCUUAAAAGUUUCUGAUAGAAUAAGUGAGGAGUUAAUAUAAAAUCCAAAUAAAGAAAUUAAAGUUGUCAAGACAUGUGAAUAAAUUACUUCUGAAGUUGUGUUUAGAGCAUUUUUUGGAGCUACUUCUGAAAAUAUUUUUAUUUCUACUGAAAACGGAAGCACAAAAAUACCCAUUUCGUAAGAAUUAGUUUCGGUAAUUAUGGAUUCGUUUCGCAUCCUCUAACAAAGUAAGUUGAUUUAGCUUAAAAGUUAGUUAUUGAAAAGAAAAACCUUUAAUAUAUUCCCUCUAAAAGAAGAAAAAAAAUUACUAAACCGCUUAAUUACACUAAAAUAAGCUUGCAAAAAUAUUGUACUAAAAAGAAAGGAAGAGCUUGUUUCUGAUCCAUCUCUCUAUAAAAAAAAUUUCAUAGAUUUAUACUUAAAAGAAAUUAUUUAAAAUUCUAAUAAUGAAAUAACAAUAGAGGAAAUAGUUGAUAAUUUUUGUGCUUUGUUUUUUGCAGGAACAGAUACUACAGGAAAUAUGACUGGGGCAGCUUUAUAUUUCUUAUCAUUAAACCCAAAGAUUUAACAAGAAGCAAGAGAAGAAGUAAUGCAGAUAAUUAAAUAGAAAGCAAAUAGCUCAGACUUAAAAGAUAUUUAUAAUUAUCUAUCAUUUGAGGAUCUCACUAAAUUGGACCUAAUUAAUUCAAUAUUAAAAGAAUCUUUGAGACUUCUUCCACCUGCUUCAGGAGUACUUCCUAGAAUUUCCAACAGAGAUAUUAAAAUUGGACAAUUUGAAGUUAAAAAAGGAGAUCUUGUAAACACUCAUUUUAUUUACCACCAAAGUAAUCCAGAAGUCUAUGAAAAUUAGGACUAGUUCAAUCCUUAUAGAUGGAUGAAAGGAAAAGAGUAAAAUAAUGCAUUCAAUUUUACUCCUUUUUCGUUAGGACCUAGAAACUGUAUAGGAUAACAUUUGGCGAUGAUAGAAGGUAAGUGUAUUCUUAUCAAUUUUUUAAUAAACUUUGAUAUAAUGCCAAUCCCAUAGAAGCAAGUUUAAUAUGAAAUGAAGGUCAUUUAUGGACUUUAGCCUGAUGACUUAGUUUAUUUCAGAAAAAGAAACAAUUGAAAUCUGUUUGAAAAACAAUGAAAGAAUAUAAAUAAAUAUGUAUUUAAUUUAUACAGUGAGUAUAUAUGUAUGUAGUCUUUUAUAAAUUUAAAAAUAAUAAUUUGUUAUUUUUUUCUAAAAAACUCAAAUUAAAGAUAUCUAUUUAUUUUUAUUAUGCCAUCAUUUAUAAUUAUUCCAAUUUUUGGUAUUUUAAAUUUUUAUUAUUUCAUUUGAUAUUAUUUAUUUUUGAGAUUUUUACCAUAUGAGUAUAGAUAGUAUAGUAUUUCCAUGUUUUAAAUUCUUGUUGAUAUUGAAUAUUAAAAAUUAUUUCAUUACUAGAUAUAUAAAUUUUUAAUCCUAUGAAAAUCAUACAUCCUCAGCUAUAGACUCAGCGCUCGCCUUAAGGAUAAAAUAUCAUAUUGUUAAUAUCUGUAAGGAUAUAUGCUAAAUAAUCAUGAAUUGAAAGAGGUAGUAUCUUAAAUAUAGAUAUUUACAUUUUUAUAUUGUUAAGUGAAAAAUAUCUCUUUAUCAGUUGUUUAUUAAAUUGUAAUAUAUUAAUAAUUUUAUGAUUCUUAAGCAUAAAUCUGCUUUUUCUAGAGUUUUAAUUUGUAUCCUUGACCAUCUAUUUAUCAAUAAUAUUUAAUAAAGAAUUUUUAUAAUAAUCAGAAUAUUUGAUUUUAUCUAGUACAAACAUACAUAUAGAU